AUGAAUUAUGUCCUGCCCCCAUGCAGCCGACCGGCCAGGCUGACCUAUGAGCAGUGCUGGCGCGGCGACGCCUCCUCCCAUGUGAUUGACAGCUUGGAGGAGGAUAAGAAGAACACCGUCAGUAUCUUUGCUAUCUACCCCAGGCACCAGCCAACCUGUCCGAUCGUCGGCAAAACACUGAAACUGGUGCCAGUGCAGCAGCUCCUGGUCCAAAGCACCACAGACACCGUCCAGGCCCGCUGGGGCUCAGAAGGGGCCACGGGGUAUCGCCUCACCUGGUCCUCCUCAGAUGGCCAUAGAGAGAACGUGAACCUGGGGGACACCUUUAACUUCUACAUGAUCCAGGGCCUCCACCCAGGCACUGAGUACGCCAUCACCAUCAACCCCAUCUUUGUGGACAUCGAGGGCCCUGUCAUCUCUACCRCAGCCAAGACACUGGAGAGCAGUGCAGUCCAGACUCUGAAGGCAUCGGCAGUGAGCACCAACAGUGCCAUGGUCUCCUGGAACUCUGUCCCUGGGGCCACCGGCUACAGACUAGCCUGGGGGCCCACUCCAGAGUUUGCGGGUCGGGACCGUCCUAGACAGCUGGCUCUGAACGGUCUCACCACAGAGCACCUUCUGAAGAACGUGGUCCAUGACACAGAGUAUGUCCUGUCUCUUUACGUCCUGUUGGAUCGCGUGGGACCCGGCGUCUCAGCUACCUUCCGCACCUCUCCGUUGGGAUAUGUGUCUAACUUCCAAGUGACUUCCUACACCAGUUCCUCCAUCGACGUGGAGUGGAGUCCCGUCGUGGGGUCCACCGAGUACAAACUCACCUGGAACAUCGAUGGCAACACUCCCCAGUCCCAGUAUUUGGACCGCAGCGUUCUGUUCCACCGCACUGAGGGCCUCAACCCAGAGACAGUCUACAUAGUUAGCAUCCACGCUGUCUACGGAAACACAGAGGGGCCAGAAAUCUCCCUCUCACAGCUCACAGGAUGAGAAGUCCCAGCUAGUCUCUUCCUCCACUACCUCCUUCACCAUCCCUAAGUUACAGGAGAGCUCGGCCUAUAAGAUCCAGGUGGCAUCUAUGGUGGGGGGCCGAGAAGGGAGCCCGUUCCUGGUCACUGCACGCACCUUGGACCUGCCCAAAGUGAACGGCUUCGCAGCGCUGGACACCACAGACAGCAGUACCUCCCUCAACUGGAUCAGCGUUGCCGGGGCUUCUGGGUAUCUGCUCUCCUGGAGGCACAUCUCAGAGUUGGACACCAAAGGAGAAGCUUGGCCCUGCUGCCACCAUGUUUAAGCUGAGUGAUCUUGCUUAUGGCAGGAUGUACAUCUUCACCAUCAGACCUCUGUAUGGAGCGGUGGAGGGACCCAUCACAUCUAUCUACCACAGGAUAGUGGCCAAGGACCAUCCUUGGUGCCUGUCCAGUUCUAUCCGCCACGCCUGCCCUCUCCCCCCUCACACCCUCACCGCCUCCCAACCCAAUGCAGCCAAAGCCACCAAAGCCCACACCCGCUCCACCGUCACCAAAGCCCCCAUCCAAAACCACCGCC
Messenger RNA from Salvelinus sp. IW2-2015, 1539 nucleotides. The record is from RefSeq and is a predicted model, not a curated record. Lineage: Eukaryota; Metazoa; Chordata; Actinopteri; Salmoniformes; Salmonidae.